AUGGCCUCUCCCGGCUCCGGCUUUUGGUCCUUCGGAUCUGAAGAUGGCUCUGGGGAUCCCGAGAACCCGGGUACAGCGAGAGCUUGGUGCCAGGUAGCUCAAAAGUUCACUGGCGGCAUCGGAAACAAGCUGUGCGCUCUGCUCUAUGGAGACUCUGAGAAGCCAGCGGAGAGCGGCGGAAGCGUGGCCCCGCGGGCCGCCACUCGGAAAGUCGCCUGCACCUGCGACCAAAAACCCUGCAGCUGCCCCAAAACGGAUGUCAACUACGCAUUUCUGCACGCAACAGACCUGCUGCCAGCGUGUGAUGGAGAGAGGCCCACUCUGGCGUUUCUGCAAGAUGUUAUGAACAUUUUGCUUCAGUAUGUGGUGAAAAGUUUCGAUAGAUCAACUAAAGUAAUUGAUUUCCACUACCCCAACGAGCUCCUUCAAGAAUAUAAUUGGGAAUUAGCAGACCAACCACAAAAUUUGGAGGAGAUUUUGACGCAUUGCCAAACAACUCUAAAAUAUGCAAUUAAAACAGGGCAUCCCCGAUAUUUUAAUCAGCUGUCUACUGGAUUGGAUAUGGUUGGGUUGGCAGCAGACUGGCUGACGUCAACAGCAAACACUAACAUGUUCACCUAUGAGAUUGCUCCUGUAUUUGUGCUGUUAGAAUAUGUCACACUAAAGAAAAUGAGAGAGAUCAUUGGCUGGCCAGGGGGCUCUGGAGAUGGAAUAUUUUCUCCCGGUGGCGCCAUCUCCAACAUGUACGCCAUGCUUAUCGCCCGCUAUAAGAUGUUCCCGGAAGUCAAGGAGAAAGGAAUGGCUGCCGUGCCCAGGCUCAUCGCCUUCACGUCAGAGCACAGUCACUUUUCUCUCAAGAAGGGAGCUGCAGCCUUAGGAAUCGGAACAGACAGCGUGAUCCUCAUUAAAUGCGAUGAGAGAGGGAAAAUGAUCCCAUCCGAUCUUGAAAGAAGAAUCCUUGAAGUCAAACAGAAAGGAUUUGUCCCUUUCCUUGUGAGCGCCACGGCUGGAACCACUGUGUAUGGGGCUUUUGAUCCCCUCCUGGCUGUUGCUGACAUUUGCAAAAAGUACAAGAUCUGGAUGCACGUGGAUGCAGCUUGGGGUGGAGGGCUGCUGAUGUCCCGGAAACACAAGUGGAAGCUGAGCGGGGUAGAGAGGGCCAACUCUGUGACAUGGAAUCCACACAAGAUGAUGGGUGUCCCUCUGCAGUGCUCAGCUCUCCUGGUUAGAGAAGAGGGACUGAUGCAGAGCUGCAACCAGAUGCAUGCUUCCUACCUCUUUCAGCAAGAUAAACACUAUGACCUGUCCUACGACACCGGAGACAAGGCCUUGCAGUGUGGGCGCCACGUUGAUGUCUUUAAACUAUGGCUCAUGUGGAGAGCAAAGGGGACCACUGGGUUUGAAGCACACAUUGACAAGUGUUUGGAGCUUGCGGAGUAUUUAUACAAUAUCAUAAAAAACCGAGAAGGCUAUGAAAUGGUGUUUGAUGGGAAGCCUCAGCACACAAAUGUGUGCUUCUGGUACGUGCCUCCCAGUCUGCGUGUUCUGGAAGACAAUGAAGAAAGAAUGAGCCGCCUCUCAAAGGUGGCGCCAGUGAUUAAAGCCAGAAUGAUGGAGUAUGGCACCACAAUGGUCAGCUACCAGCCCCUGGGAGACAAGGUCAACUUCUUCCGCAUGGUCAUCUCAAACCCUGCGGCAACUCACCAAGACAUCGACUUUCUCAUUGAAGAAAUCGAACGCCUGGGACAGGAUUUGUAA
This is a messenger RNA of Arvicola amphibius (Eurasian water vole), 1758 nucleotides long. It is a transcript of the gene Gad2, whose product is annotated as glutamate decarboxylase 2. The record is from RefSeq and is a predicted model, not a curated record. The transcript has 16 exons. Bases 1 to 1758 code for a protein of 585 amino acids. Gene Ontology annotation, molecular function: pyridoxal phosphate binding; glutamate decarboxylase activity. Gene Ontology annotation, biological process: GABA shunt. Lineage: Eukaryota; Metazoa; Chordata; Mammalia; Rodentia; Cricetidae. Gene Ontology annotation, cellular component: cytoplasm.